Messenger RNA from Pimephales promelas (fathead minnow), 1820 nucleotides. Lineage: Eukaryota; Metazoa; Chordata; Actinopteri; Cypriniformes; Leuciscidae. The record is from RefSeq and is a predicted model, not a curated record.
AACUCCAUAAGGGAAGAACAAGAAGACAGGAUCAUAAGCAGAAAGAAUCUUUUUUCCCUGCAGGAUCCAGUUUUAUGGUGGGUUAAUACUACAAGGAUAGUGCGCGACUACGCAUAACCAAAGAAAGAAGAGAUCAUUCCAGCAUUGCAUUAUUAAUGCGGCAUUAUUAAUGAAAGCCGCGUAAAAUCGCAGUCUUUUUAACGUGAAUUUUGACGUGAAUAAUGACGGCUGAGGUCCAGCAGACCCCUGCUCACAGUAGCCCCAUGUCGGAGAAACCGCACGGACAGAUGCCUGUGAUGGAGACCUCCUCUUCCUCCUCCAGCACCAAAACUAAAAAGACGAACGCUGGAAUUCGUCGUCCUGAAAAGCCACCGUACUCUUACAUCGCUCUCAUUGUCAUGGCCAUCCAGAGCUCUCCAACAAAACGACUCACUCUGAGCGAAAUUUAUCAGUUCCUACAGAGUCGCUUCCCGUUUUUCAGAGGCUCGUAUCAAGGCUGGAAAAAUUCGGUGCGUCACAAUUUGUCUCUGAACGAGUGCUUUAUCAAGCUGCCAAAGGGUCUGGGCAGACCCGGUAAGGGCCACUACUGGACCAUCGACCCAGCCAGUGAGUUCAUGUUCGAGGAGGGAUCUUUCCGCAGGAGGCCGCGGGGAUUCAGGCGCAAAUGUCAGGCGCUCAAACCUUCCAUGUACAGCAUGAUGAACGGGCUGGGGUUCAAUCACAUACCCGAGUCCUAUAACUUUCAGGGGGGCGGCGGGGGCCUGUCUUGCCCUCCAAACAGUUUAUCUUUGGAGAGUGGGAUUGGGAUGAUGAAUGGACAUUUGGCCAGCAAUAUGGAAGGAAUGGGCUUGGCAGGACACUCCAUGUCCCAUCUAUCAACGAAUAGUGGACAUUCCUACAUGGACAGUUGCACGGGAUCCUCAGGGGGUGAGUACCCCCAUCAUGACAACUCUGCAUCGCCACUUCUCGCCAGCGGGGGAGUGAUGGAGCCGCAUGCGGUGUAUUCUAGCACGGCCUCGGCCUGGCCUCCAGCGCCCCCAGCCUCUCUAAAUAACGGGGCGUCUUACAUCAAACAGCAGCCGCUCUCUCCGUGUAACCCGGGAGCCAAUCCACUGCAGCCCAGUUUACCCACACACUCUCUGGAACAGUCCUACCUGCACCAGAACGGCCACGGCAACACCGACCUUCAAGGUCUACCGCGCUACCAUUCCCAAUCUCCCAGCAUGUGUGACAGGAAAGAAUUUGUCUUCUCUUUUAACGCCAUGACCUCUUCAUCGAUGCAUUCACCAGGGAGCAGCUCUUACUACCACCAUCAGCAGAUUUCAUAUCAGGACAUCAAACCCUGUGUGAUGUGACAGCAUUAUUACAAAGAAGACUUAAUGCAACGAAGAGAAACAAAGUAAACUGACCAAAAUGAAACAUGGAGUGGUCUAUAAGUGGUUCAUUUGGAAAGAGACAUGGAAUUAAGAAUUGCCCUUUAUUAUAAUCAGAACUUGGCCAUAGAAACGCAUUGUUAGAAAAUUACAAACUCAAAGGAGCACUUGGAAAAAAAACUUAAACUUCAGAUAUCUCCGAAUCAUAAGAUCGAGGACAAAAAAGCCACAGCAUCUGGUUUCCAACAGGUUGGUACUAACUCUGCUGGCGGAUGACUACCAUACUCGGAGAUGCAAAGAUGAGUGAAACGCUCCGAUGUUGAUAUACUGUUUUUAAAGACGAGUUUGUAUCAUUUGGAUAAAUCUUUUCCUACAAUCAUUUUCAUUUUGCUUAAGAACGGUGAAAACCAUAAACACGCGAAAUGAAGGCACUUUUAAACCCAAAUA